Messenger RNA from Anopheles moucheti, 1337 nucleotides. It is a transcript of the gene AkhR, whose product is annotated as adipokinetic hormone/corazonin-related peptide receptor variant I. The record is from RefSeq and is a predicted model, not a curated record. The coding region runs from base 187 to 1251 and encodes 354 amino acids. The transcript is spliced from 7 exons. Gene Ontology annotation, molecular function: peptide binding; adipokinetic hormone receptor activity; vasopressin receptor activity. Gene Ontology annotation, biological process: G protein-coupled receptor signaling pathway. Gene Ontology annotation, cellular component: membrane. NCBI's taxonomy places the organism in Eukaryota, Metazoa, Arthropoda, Insecta, Diptera, Culicidae.
UUUAAAGAUCAGAAUGAAUAUGCAACAGUUUACUACAUUACGGGUAUACAUAUGGUAGAAAAUGUCAUUAGAGGAGAAUCUUGUGUUUUUUUUUACGGAACGCUUGCACUGACGUCAGAUGCAAAAGAAUUUUAUGGAAUAUUUUAACUAUCGAGUAGAAGGUAGUACCAUAAUUUACGCAGUAUAAUGCUCGAAACAAUGGCACACAUAAAGUCGAACCAACGGAUUGAAGAUCACCGGAAUCUAGUUGACUGGUCUUUCUAUGCCAACGAGUCAUCUGGUGAGGAGUACUACGAAAUGCCGAUCGAUAUGCGUUUCAACUCUGGUCAUAUUCUGUCGAUCAUGGUGUACAGUACGCUGAUGGUGUUUUCAGCUACGGGAAAUAUUACAGUUCUGCAAAUUCUUGCCCAACGGAAAGUACGAGCAUCAUCCAGGAUAAACAUAAUGCUUGCCCAUCUAGCCAUAGCGGAUCUCUUGGUUACCUUCCUUAUGAUGCCGUUAGAAAUAGGAUGGGCAUACACGGUUAGAUGGUCAGCUGGGGAUGUAAUGUGUCGCGUGAUGGCUUUUUUCCGAACAUUUGGCUUGUACCUUUCCAGCUUCAUUCUGAUCUGUAUAUCAGUCGACAGAUACUUUGCCGUGUUGAAACCAUUGAAAGUUCAUGAACAUCGAGCAAUUUUAAUGAUUUCUGGCGCUUGGAUAAUGUCUGGUCUUUGCAGUCUGCCGCAGGCAUUUAUCUUUCAUCUGGAGGUGCAUCCAAACAUCACAGGAUACCAGCAGUGCGUGACUUACCAUUAUUUCGAGGAAGAAAUCUAUCAAAUCGUCUACAACGUGAUGGUAAUGUGCCUGAUGUACACGAUCCCGCUGAUAGUAAUCCUUUACUGUUAUGGAUCUAUAUACUAUGAAAUAUUUAGUCGCACAAAUCCGAGGAAUUUAGACAGCUUUCGUCGAUCGAGUAUCGAUGUGCUAGGUCGAGCAAAACGGAAGACGUUAAGGAUGACCAUAACGAUCGUCAUCGUGUUUGUAGUUUGCUGGACACCUUACUACGUAAUGUCACUAUGGUAUUGGUUAGAUAAAGAAUCGGCAAAGAAUGUAGACCAGCGAAUACAGAAGGGUUUGUUCUUGUUCGCCAGUACGAACAGCUGCAUGAACCCGGUAGUGUAUGGUAUUUACAAUGUGCGGAAGAAACACACCAAAAACCAUUUAAAGGUGCAAGAUAAAAGUUGUGGAAGUCAUCUUGCUAUGAAAGUGUAACUCCCAAUCAAGUGUUCAGUGUUUGUGUCUAUUUUAGUAACCUAAGUAAUGGUUUUAAUAUAAAUGUCUAAAAUAAUAAAGCAUCU